Branchiostoma floridae (Florida lancelet) is the source of this 2103-nucleotide messenger RNA. Its product is annotated as general transcription factor 3C polypeptide 4-like. Gene Ontology annotation, molecular function: histone acetyltransferase activity; protein binding. The transcript is spliced from 2 exons. Gene Ontology annotation, biological process: transcription initiation at RNA polymerase III promoter. Lineage: Eukaryota; Metazoa; Chordata; Leptocardii; Amphioxiformes; Branchiostomatidae. The coding region runs from base 2 to 2092 and encodes 696 amino acids. The record is from RefSeq and is a predicted model, not a curated record. Gene Ontology annotation, cellular component: transcription factor TFIIIC complex.
UAUGUCAAAUGGUAUGACCCGUAUCAUCCAUGUGUUUUUCCCGACAAAGAGAGCGGGAAGUUGCAUGAGUUUGAUAAACGUCGCCCAAAGUUUGGUGUGUCAACAACUCAAAUUCAAAAUGGCAGCACAAGAAACGACAAUGGAAGGUUCAAAUGGUUCUAAUGUGACAGUGGCCAAUCAAGCUACUGGUAUAAGUUUACACCCACAAGUUGUACCACUAAACCACGAAACCUGCAGUGUCGACAUUAUUGACUGGUCCGACGACAAUCGUAUUGCCGUGGCAACCAAAAAGGGCGUGUACUGCCUGAACUUCUUGUCCUCAGCUGACCUUGUUGACGAGAACUUUAGGAUGCAAAGAACGUUCCUUGAGCUCUCUACAAAGAAGGCUGUUAGUGGAACUAACCUGUCGCAAGAAUAUAUGCAUGGGCAGGUCAUCGCCUUAGAGAAUGGCUACCGGGCCGUUCGCUGGUCGCCCUUAGAGUGCGGCGCGGACGGAAGGUGCUUGUUAAUGACCUUGACCUUGGACCACAGUUUAGCUGUUCACUUUUCGCAGCAAAGCCAGCUACACUGGCAAGAGAUUUUAGACUUCUCCGAACUAGAAUCAAGCCACAAAGAGACUGCAAAGUCUGGUAAGAGAUCGCCUAAACUCUUUGCAACAGACAUGCAGUGGUCAGAGACUUUUUGCAAGGCGUGUGAUACAGGGGAUGGAUUUGAACUUGACAGACACGUCAUGCUAGCAGUGGCCACAAACAGUGGCCAGGUUGUUCUGUGGGAGUUUAAAUGUCCCAUUGUAGACCGCACAAGUGCCGUGGGCCGCCAACUGAUCGAAACAACUUCAGAAUGUAUCACAUGCCUGGCUUGGGUGCAGGAACAGAAUAAUCCACCAGGGGGCAUUGCUUUUGGCCACCUGGAUGGGACAAUCUCCAUAUGGCCUACAGGAGUGGAUACAGGGUCAACGACCUUCCUGACAACACCUACAGUGUUGUGGAAAGAGAAGGAUCUGCUAGCCGUAACAUCUGUGAAAUCGAGGCCUUUAGAAAAGAAUGGAAGUAUCCUUGUGGCAAGCAAAGGGCCCAAUGUGAUGUGCUUUGAGAUAGAGAAGUCAGGGGACAACAUCACGCUUUUACAUACAGUGUGGACAGAUGCCAUUCAUUCUAUGCCUAUUUUGGGGCUAGCUUUGAGUACAGAACACAAGAUAUACACUUGUUGCAUGGGCAGUGCAAUUACAGUCACUAACAUCAAGAGAAACAAAUCAGGCUUGUCUUUAGAAGCAUUCCCAAUCGAUACCAACUCAUCUCUGCUUAAGCGUGGUUACGGUGUAGCGCUUUCAAGAAACUCUGUGUUUCUGGGAUGCGUAUCUGGACUAACCGAUACCCUGAAUGGCGUGGUGAAACUUCAGGUGAACUUUCUACAGUUGAAGUCUCAGGAAGAAGUAACAGCAGCUUUGGUAUCACCAAAGGUUGGGACUCUGGCUCACAACAAAGACUUGGUAGAGUACUGGAGACAGAAGUCAUCGUCCUCAAGGUCGUUGCCCCCCAAUCUGAAGCCCAUACUGUAUGAGGAGCCAAAAAUACAUCCACAUCUUCAAUUUUUCCUGUUGAGACUCUCCAUUGCACUGGAGAAAGAGAAGGGUGAACUCGGCAAUGCAGGAACUGUGAAAGAUUUGGAAGACAUGCUAGCAAGAGUGACCACCUUUUUGGCUGUGAGACAGAUGCAGAGUAUGUUCAGUGGACAGGAAACAAGCAUUCCCAAGGCACCACUGAUGAGAACAAUUCAAGAUUGGCUGAGGAAAAAGGGCCAUGGUGACCCUGACGUUCCAGUGGCUACGUCGGUAACAGAACACCCAGCGGAAAUAUGCAGAUUAUGUCAGGGGUCAAUCGAAUUUGACGACGUCAGAGCGGCAACGUGCGAAAAUGGCCACUCAUGGGAACGCUGCUGUCUGACAUUUGCCGCCUGUCAAGUUGUUCCCUACAGGAAGUGUAGGCUGUGUGGUGCUGCAGCUCUUCCUAAACCUGCUAGGGGGAGUCGAGAAGUUUGUCCAGAACUGCUCAUGAGCAAUAGUUGUACUUUCUGUAGUGGAGACCUUCUGUGAUAGUAACACCA